Messenger RNA from Pelobates fuscus (common spadefoot toad), 2233 nucleotides. Its product is annotated as cytochrome P450 1B1-like. Gene Ontology annotation, biological process: hormone biosynthetic process; progesterone metabolic process. Gene Ontology annotation, molecular function: iron ion binding; heme binding; steroid 17-alpha-monooxygenase activity. The record is from RefSeq and is a predicted model, not a curated record. Lineage: Eukaryota; Metazoa; Chordata; Amphibia; Anura; Pelobatidae. Bases 80 to 1648 code for a protein of 522 amino acids. The transcript has a single exon.
GACAACCUGUGUGGACAUUUGGGCGACCCGACUCCUGAAAGACUCAUUCAGAGACAUUGGAUAAAUAAAGUGGACUCCAAUGGAAGCUAUUGACCAGGUUUCAGAACCAUGGAUGGACUGGAAGGAGAAGAUCCAACCUGCUCUCAUAUUCUCCUUUGCAUUUCUGAUCUGCCUGGAAGCGUGUAUGUGGGUGAGGAGCCAUGGACAGAAAAAUACUCCCCCUGGACCUUUUCCCUGGCCUUUGAUGGGUAAUGUCAUGCAACUUGGCCAAAUGCCACACCUCACUUUCUGUAAGAUGGCACAAAAGUAUGGCAAUGUCUUCCAGAUCCGGCUAGGCAGGCAUGACAUCAUUGUCCUGAAUGGAGAGUCCACCAUCAAACAAGCCCUGAUCAAGUAUGGAGCAGAAUUUGCAGGUAGACCUAACUUCACCUCUUUCCAGGUAGUCUCUGGGGGUAAGAGCAUGGCUUUUGGUAGGUACACCAACCUAUGGAAGGCUCACAAGAGAAUAGCACACUCAACCCUUCGAGCUUUCUCCACCAUAAAUACAGACACCACUAGGCUCUUCGAGCAGCAUGUGUCUGCAGAGGUCCAGGACUUGAUUAGAAUCUUCUUUAAACUGAGCUCCAAUGGCCAAUUCUUUGACCCAUACCAUGAGUGCACUGUAGCCGUGGCCAAUGUUAUCUGUGCCCUGUGCUUUGGCCAGCGCUAUAGCCAUGAUGAUCAGGAGUUCAGAGCUCUGGUUGGCAGAAAUGACAAAUUUGGUCAGACUGUUGGAGCUGGGAGCCUUGUGGAUAUCAUGCCCUGGCUUCAAGCAUUUCCAAACCCUGUCCGCAGUCUCUACAAGAGCUUCAAGGACCUCAACCAGGAGUUUUUUGAUUUUGUGAAAGAUAAAAUAACUCAACAUCGCCAAACGUACUGUCCCAACAUAACCAGGGACAUGAGUGAUGCUUUCAUAGGACACAUAGAGCAUGGGUCUGGGGCCGGAGAUGGACUGAGCAAGGACUAUGUUGAAGGAACAGUGACAGAUCUGCUGGGAGCAGGACAGGACACAAAUUCCACAGCUCUUACUUGGAUCCUUCUCCUCCUCGUCAAGUACCCUCACAUCCAGGUGAGACUGCAAGAAGAGGUAGACCUGGUGGUGGGACGGGAGAGACUUCCCAAAGUAGAGGACAAGCCAAGGCUCCCCUAUCUCCAAGCAUUUAUCUAUGAAACCCUGCGUUUCACCAGCUUUGUCCCUAUAACUAUUCCUCACUCCACCACCAGUGAUGUCCUCAUCAAUGGCUUCUACAUUCCCAAUGACACGGUGGUGUUUGUCAACCAGUGGUCUGUGAACCAUGAUCCGGACAAAUGGACCAACCCAGAGGUCUUCGAUCCUAGCAGGUUUCUCGAUGGGAAUGGACAGAUUGACCGAGACCUGACUUAUGGGGUAAUGAUAUUCUCAGUGGGCAAGAGGCGAUGCAUUGGAGACCAGCUGUCCAUGCUGCAGAUCUUCCUCUUCGCCUCCAUUAUACUUCACCAGUGUUCGGUUCUGUCCCACCCAGGAGACCAGCUCAGCAUGGACUGUAUCAAUGGCCUGUCUCUCAAACCACUGCCAUACAGGAUCUCUGUAAUAGCAAGACAUGGCGAGGGUCGCUUCAGCCAAAACUGAGCUCAGAGGAACAAGUUCACUUGGGGACAAUCAGGGGUGUCCUUAUCUUAGCCCUGUAAAGUAGAGUAUUGAACUAACCCUGGAUCACAAUCUACACAGCCGCAGAGGGAGGGACUGGAUUUGGUGCAUGUGAGUGAAGACCUAAACAUUUCAUACAAAACAACCAGAUUCCCCUUAACUCCUGCAGAACAGGUUACAUUGAGAUAGAAAAUACCAACUUACCUGCUCUCACUGACCCCCCUCAAUACUCUGUGUACAGACUGGCUGAGGGCAUCCUAGGAGAACCCACAAAGGCUGGGCAGCUCUGAGUAACUGAAACCAGGACUGAAUGAGGGGGGACGCCUGGCUCCAUUAGUAAGAGCUACUAGUUCGCCAGCUGAUAUGAACUACAACACCCAUGAUGCUAAGCCGGCCUUCUUUGGCCAUGGUGUUGGAGCAGCUCAGGAUGUACUCCAGUCUGAUCAGGGUAAUAAACACUUUCUUUACAAUCACAUUGCUUUACUUCAUGGCUCUGCGGAAGGGUGGGCAAUAAGGGGUUAACUGAGCCUACCUACCAUUAAGUAUUUUACUAAAUACUGUUUUAUA